AUGAAUUAUCGUUUAGGUUCAUUCGGAUUCCUAUACAUGAAUACAGAAGAGGCACCAGGUAAUAUGGGUCUUUGGGAUCAACGUUUAGCAAUGAAAUGGGUUAAAGAUCAUAUUGAAAACUUUGGUGGUGAUCCUUAUCGUAUUACGCUUUUUGGUGAAUCAGCUGGCGCUGUCAGUGUGAGUACACAUGUUGUAAGCCCAUGGUCUCAUUCAUAUUACACCAAUGCAAUUAUGCAGUCUGGUUCAAUCUUCAGUAAUUGGGGUCUAGCAACUAGUGAAAUAUCAUUAAAUCAAACACAAAGACUUGCAAAAAUACUUAACUGUGGGCAUAAAUCAUCUAAUGAUCAAAUCAAAUGUCUACGUUCAAAGUCAAUUGAAGAAAUUUUAGACGCUCAUGAUACAAUGUAUGAUCCAGCUAGUUAUUUUUCUGUACCAUUUCCACCUGUACUUGAUAAUAAUUUUUUUCCAUAUGAAAAUAGUCAAUCAUUUCGUCAAUUAAGAUAUCUUAAACCAUCAGGUGCAUUAAUGUUUGGUAUUAAUAAAAAUGAAGGCAGUUACUUCUUGUUAUAUGCAUUUGUAACAAAUUCAAAAUGGAUGAAAAAUAUAACAGAUUUACCAAUUUCUAAUCGAAUAGAUUAUUUAAGAUGUUUAAGACAAGUUUUAGAUUUAGAUGAUGAUGAUAAACCUGAAUUCACUGAACCAUUGAUACGUUAUACAGAUUUUGAAUAUCAAACGUAUGAACACUUGCCUAGUUUAAAAAGUUGGACUGAAAGACUCGAAGAAAUAAGCAGUGAUAGGAGCUUUAAAUGUCCUACGAUCAAUAUGGCGACUGCAGUAACCAAUGAUUAUCGUAUACCUGGUCGACGUCGUGCUCAUACUCUACCAGUAUACUUUUAUGAAUUUCAGCACAGGACAACCUCAGUACCAAUGCCUCAAUGGACUGGUACUAUGCAUGGUUAUGAAAUUGAAUAUGUUUUUGGUAUACCAUAUAGUCCUCAAUUUCAAGCUACAUUUUAUCGAUUCACAGAUGAAGAACGUCGACUUAGUGAUAUAAUGAUGACAUACUGGGCUAAUUUUGCACGUACAGGAGAUCCUAACAUACUACCAGAUGGGAGGCAUGUAACUGAUCAAGCAGAUUCAGAAGAUGCCGACGAAUUAAUUGAAGAUGAAUAUGAAAACUCAGUGAAUCAUAAACAGAGACGUAAAAAUCCAUUCAUUGGAUGGCCUGAAUUUCGAAACAGUACAAAAGCCUAUAUUGUCUUCCGUUCAGCCCCAGGAAACUUACAUGUCAGUACACGACCACGUCAUCGUCAAUGCUUGUUUUGGCGUCGAUGGUAUCCAGCAUUGCUGCAACAAGUUGAACGCAAUCGUCAGCAUUGUUUGGGUACAUGA
Molecule: messenger RNA, 1392 nt
Organism: Heterobilharzia americana
Lineage: Eukaryota; Metazoa; Platyhelminthes; Trematoda; Strigeidida; Schistosomatidae
Source: the annotation of a GenBank genome assembly